Messenger RNA from Diospyros lotus (date-plum), 2093 nucleotides. RefSeq names its product autophagy-related protein 16-like. The coding region runs from base 74 to 1720 and encodes 548 amino acids. Gene Ontology annotation, biological process: autophagosome assembly. NCBI's taxonomy places the organism in Eukaryota, Viridiplantae, Streptophyta, Magnoliopsida, Ericales, Ebenaceae. The record is from RefSeq and is a predicted model, not a curated record. Gene Ontology annotation, cellular component: autophagosome membrane. The transcript is spliced from 5 exons. Gene Ontology annotation, molecular function: protein binding.
UUUUAAAAUAAAAUAAAAUCUAAAUAGUUUGUAAGUGACUUCAGAGUUUGAAGUAUUUCGUAAGAAUUGGUCGAUGCUAUUGUUUGAUUUCCCCCUGAAUCGAUCUUCUCUCCAGAUCCUCAAUUUCACGAUCCGACGAUUUGGGUUCAGAAACCCUAGAAAUCAAGCGAUUUGCUCAGGCGCACUCCGAUUCGAUCAAUAUGUCGCAAGAGGAAGUUGCGAUGGAUGCAAUCAACCACGCUCUCAAGGCUUUGCGGAAGCGGCAUUUACUCGAAGAGGGAGCUCAUGCUCCGGCUAUGAUCGCUCUUUCUCGCCCUAUUUCUUCUCAGAAUGGAAAGAGAAGUCAGAAAAUCUGGAACUGGAACUUCAGCAAUGUUACAAAGCUCAAGCUCGACUAUCUGAGCAGCUCGUGGUAGAAGUGGCUGAGUCUAGAGCUUCAAAAGCUUUAGUUCAGGAAAAAGAAGCCAUAAUUUCAGAUUUACAGAAUGAGCUCACAAAAGCAAGGGAUGAAUGCACUCAGACCACUGUGCUUUUAGAAGAAAAGACUAAAUCUUUAGAAUUGCUAAUAGAAGAGAAUCAGGAACUGAGAGCACAACUUGAGGAGAUGUCCAUGAGAGCAAAGAUUGCUGAAGCUGAAAACAAGAAGUUGGUUGACCGGUGGAUGUAUCAAAAAAUGCAGGAUGCUGAACGGCUGAAUGAGGCUAAUGCACUUUAUGAAGAUAUGCUUGAACGUCUCAAGGCAAGUGGAUUAGAGCAACUUGCAAGACAGCAAGUUGAUGGUGUAGUACGCCGUAGUGAAGGUGGUGAGUACUAUGUGGAGUCUCCAGUUCCUACUGCAUACAAGCACAAGAUGUCUGCCCAUGAAGGUGGGUGCGCUGCUAUACUUUUUGAAUACAAUACCGGGAAAUUGAUUAGUGGAGGACAGGAUAAGACUGUCAAAUUGUGGGAUACAAACACUGGGUCACUUGGUAGCACUCUUUAUGGUUGCCUGGGCUCUGUUCUUGAUCUUGCAAUUACUCAAGAUAACAGAUCCAUAAUUGCUGCUAGCAGUUCAAACAACUUGUUUGUAUGGGAUGUGAGUUCUGGUCGAAUGAAUCAUACUCUGACAGGACAUAUCGAUAAAGUCUGUGCUGUAGAUGUGAGCAAAGUCUCCAGUCGCCAUGUUGUAAGUGCAGCUUAUGAUCGUACCAUAAAAGUCUGGGAUCUAAAGAAAGGUUACUGUAUUAACACAAUAAUCUUCCACAGCAACUGCAAUGCCCUAUGUUUUAGUGCUGAUGGACAGACAAUUUUGUCAGGUCAUGUUGAUGGGAAUCUUCGGUUGUGGGAUAUUCAGACGGGAAAGCCCCUCAGUGAAGUCGCUGCCCAUUCACAGGCUGUUACUUCAAUCUCUCUUUCUCGAAAUGGAAACAUAAUAUUGACAAGUGGGAGAGACAACUUGCACAAUCUGUUUGACGUGCGUUCUCUGGAAGUUUGUGGCACACUAAGAGCUAGUGGAAACAGAGUGGCAUCUAACUGGAGCCGAUCAUGCCUUAGUGCAGACGAUAAUUAUGUCGCAGCUGGAUCUGCUGAUGGAUCUGUCUACAUAUGGCCCGUGUCAAAAACAAACACAGUAAGCACCCUCAAGGAACAUACUGCCUCUGUUCUAUGCUGUUCAUGGAGUGGUCUUGGAAAACCUCUAGCCUCUGCAGACAAGAAUGGAGUUAUUUGUACAUGGACAUAAUUGGUCGAUCUUACUGUUAAUUUACCAGUUCUGGUGCCAUUUUCUGUACAUAGAAUGCUGUCAUGUCUGGCCAUUCUUGCUGAAGAUCUCAUGAAAUUUUAAGCGUAGCCCUAAAAAAGGCUUUUGCUGACAACGAAUUUUUCUUGCUCUGCUCCGAGAGAAGUCUGAAUUCCGCCCUCAAGAUAUCGAAAGAAGGGUUUGCUCAUCUGUUACCAUCGGAAGCUUUGAUCAGUGAAGGAGCCAUCAGUUGUUAGUCUUAUGAUAGUGUUUCAGCAAAGCAUUUCAACUCUGCUUCCUUUUCCUUCUUCACUGUAUUAUUAUCAACGACUUCUGUGGCUCUUUGGCAGUGGGGAACACAUUGCUGAUUCUUUUA